GGGAUGCUUUUGCCAAACAAUCAAAAUUAUCAAGUUGGCGCCUCGAGCAAAUCGUUUUCAAAAUGUCGGAGAAAUGCAUGGACUUUAAUGAGUUUUUACCAUACAUCGGAGAAUUUGGCGCCUAUCAGAAACGUCUUCUCCUGUACAUGAUGCCAUUUGCCUUUAUGUUCGCUUUCAUAUACUUGGCUCAAAUAUUUAUGUUACUUGUGCCCAAAAAUCAUUGGUGCCGCAUUCAAGAACUGGAGGGUCUCCCGAAAGCGAAGCAAAUGGAACUGGGAAUACCAAAAAAUGCGGACGGUGUGUACGAGCGGUGUUCCAUGUACGAUGUCGAUUUUAAGCUGCACUCGAAUGCCACAACUGCAAAUGAAAGUUGGCCAACGACAAAGUGCCGAGACGGCUGGAUGUACGACAAGUCUCAGGUGCCAUAUGAAACCAUUUCCACGCAGUACAAUUGGGUCUGCCAAAAGGAUGACUAUGUCAGCUACGCGAUCGCUGCCGGCUUUGUGGGAUCCAUAUUUGGCUGUCUCUCAAUCGGAUACGUUGCCGAUCAUUGGGGCCGUAUUCCCGCGCUGUUUCUGGCCAAUGCAUGUGCCCUAGCGGGCGGCCUUCUAAGUGCUGCCUGCACGAACUUUUACACCUUCGCGGCGGCCAGUGUGCUGCAGGGUUGGUCCUACGAUACCUGCUUUACCUCCAUCUAUAUACUAAUGAUGGAGACUGUGGGCCCUCAAUAUCGUACGCUGACCGCCAACCUCUCGCUGGCCACUUUCUACACGGUGGGUGCAUGUGUGCUCCCCUGGAUAGCGUAUGCCUGCAACGGCUGGAGAACCUUUGCAGUGGUUACCUCAGUGCCCAUAAUUAUAUUGAUCUUAAUGUGCCUGAUAAUACCCGAAUCUCCAAGGUGGCUCCUGUCGGUGGGAAAAAUUGAGAAGGGAUUAAAAAUAAUCCGAAAAAUUUCCAAGAAUAAUGGGAAAACCGUACCUGAGGAUGUGCUUAUCGCCUUCCAGCAGUGCAGCGAAGUGGCCUACCAUGAGGAGCAAUUGGCUAAAAAGUAUACCCUUCUGGAAAUUUUCAAAAGCUGCCGAAUGGGCCGUAUUGUGCUAAUUCUGAUCCUCAAUUGGAUGAUCAUAGCGCUGGUCUACGAUGCUCAUGUGAGGAUCAUCACCAAUGUGGGGACGGAUAUAUUCAUUUCCUUCUCACUGGCAAACCUGGCCGAGCUGCCGGGUGGACUAGUUCCGCUGGUCCUCAUGGAUCGCACGGGUCGCAAGAUCAUGCUGUUUACGGUUUUACUGCUCUGCUCGAUUUGCAGCCUGUUGGCCAGUCUUUUGACCAAAGAAUGGGACAUCGCCAUAGCCGCAAUAUUUGGUCGACUGUGCGUCACGAUUGCAUACAACGUGGGGGAGCAGUGGGCGGCGGAGAUCCUUCCGACAGUGGUGCGGGGCCAAGGACUUUCCCUCAUACACAUUUUGGGAGCCGCUGCAGCGGUACUUUCGCCAUUUGUGGUGUACUCCAGUGACUACUCCUCAUCGUUGCCCAUGAAGAUACUAGCCGGACUAGCGGUGAUUGGAGCUGUUUUGGUCUUAUUUUUGCCAGAAACCACAAAUGUUGCUCUGCCGCAGACAAUAGAGGAAGCGGAAACUCGUUGGCAGCAGAAAUGUUGGUUUCGUAAAAAGAAAUUAUAAUAAUUCACAGAACUGUGCAGGCGCACUUUUUUUUCGUUUUACAGCACUGAAUAGUCGAAUGCGACCAUGUGCGCCACUUAUCGCAACCAAAUAUCGU
Molecule: messenger RNA, 1776 nt
Organism: Drosophila guanche
Lineage: Eukaryota; Metazoa; Arthropoda; Insecta; Diptera; Drosophilidae
Product: carcinine transporter
Exons: 3
Coding region: 63-1679 (538 amino acids)
Biological process (GO): transmembrane transport
Cellular component (GO): membrane
Molecular function (GO): transmembrane transporter activity
Source: RefSeq, a predicted model, not a curated record